GACAAGUAAUAUGAAUGGUAUAAGAGACCCGCGUUCCCCACGAACAUGUGAAUGAUCAUACGACAACACCAAUCUGCCUUAUUUCCAUCUCAUCAUGGCCGCUGUCACCACCGCCUCUCAAGUCCCCUACCGGCAGAUACGUGCCCUUUAUGACGAGACUACCAUCACUGUCUACCAGGCUUACAAGGCCUCCAUAGCCGAUGCCGCUGUCAACACCCAGAGACUCAAUGCCUCUCCCGAUUUUAAACCCGGACGUAUGACCUGGGUCAAGCCCAGCUGGGCUUGGAUGAUGUACCGCGCGGGCUACUCCCACAAGGACCCUGGCCAGUCGCGCAUCCUCGCUCUCAAGAUGACACACGAACACUUCAUCGGCCUGCUUGAAAGAGGAGUUCUGUCCACCCACGUCCAGCGGAACCAAGCAGCAGACAGCAACGAGCAGAAGGUCCCCGGCGGAAAACGUCAAAAGUCCGGCGACGUGAGGAUCCAGUGGGACCCUGAGCGGACACCCAAACUCGGUGUGCUCCCAUAUCGCAGCAUCCAGAUUGGCAUUCCGGGCGCAUUGAGCGAGACGUGGGCCAAUGAGUGGAUUUACGAAGUCGAGGACGUGACGGAGACGGCCCGUGAGCUAAAGAGGGUCAUUGAUGAACAGCCAGGCAUUACAAUUGAGGAGCUGGUGAAGAUGGGUCUGGUUCCUGAUGAGAGGCCAUUUGAUGUGCCGGAAUCUGUGCUGAAGAAACUUGAAAUGACAGUACCUACUGCUUCGAUCGAGUCAUGAGGAUCGGCUUCCGACAUGGAAUUUAGCUUAUCGACGAUUCUUCAAUUAUCCCCGACAUGUUGUGGGGUUAAAUGUCACAUAAUGAUGUAUGUAUAUAGCGUAUUAGCCUCAAGGACAGG
Molecule: messenger RNA, 894 nt
Organism: Ilyonectria robusta
Lineage: Eukaryota; Fungi; Ascomycota; Sordariomycetes; Hypocreales; Nectriaceae
Exons: 1
Coding region: 95-775 (226 amino acids)
Source: RefSeq, a predicted model, not a curated record